Molecule: messenger RNA, 1652 nt
Organism: Pseudovirgaria hyperparasitica
Lineage: Eukaryota; Fungi; Ascomycota; Dothideomycetes; Acrospermales; Acrospermaceae
Product: DUF914-domain-containing protein
Exons: 3
Coding region: 247-1479 (410 amino acids)
Biological process (GO): transmembrane transport
Cellular component (GO): membrane
Molecular function (GO): transmembrane transporter activity
Source: RefSeq, a predicted model, not a curated record
CCCAAGUAUCCACUGCCAAGUCAUCGUAGAUUUUUCGUUCUGGCGACGCUGCCGACGCCAGAUAAAAAGCGUGGCGAUGCCCUACACGACAAACCUCUGGCCAUUCAUCUCCGGCUCUCUUCAUCCUACAACUGAGCGGGCGACUUCUGGAGUUUUGCGCUCGUUUCACAGCUAGAAAGCUCCAACCUUAUCGACUACUGGUAGUACCCGGCGAACUGCUGCAACAAUCUUCUUGUGGAUCACAUCAUGGCACCGUUCUGGUCCAGAAAUCAUACUGCCCAGGAGGUACAAACAGCCCCAGUCGAUGCCACGUCUGUGCAACCUAAGACAAACGAGUACUAUCAGCCAAACGAGGAUCAGAGCUCUGGAACCGGACACGAUCUGACUGGACAUGGGCAAGCUACGUUUGCCGAGCAUGGCAAUUUGACUGAAGACACGCCAAGAAAGCAGUGGUUUUCGUAUGUCAGGACAAAAGACUUCUGGCUCGUUCUACUUCUCGGCCAAGUGUUGGCGUUGUGUAUUACUAGCACCAAUACGUUCUCGUCGCUUCUAGCAGGCAAGGGGACUUCGAUUCCUGCAUUCCAGACGUUUUUCAAUUAUGUAUUGCUGAACAUCGUUUACACCAGCUACACAUGGUACAAGUAUGGCUUCAAGAAGUGGGGCAAGAUGGUUCUCAAGGACGGAUGGCGAUACUUCAUCCUCGCAUUUCUUGACGUAGAAGGCAACUACUUCGUGGUACUCGCGUAUCGGUACACGACUAUUCUCUCCGCCCAACUAAUCAACUUUUGGGCCAUCGUCAUGGUCGUCAUCAUCUCUCUUAUUUUCCUCAAGGUCCGCUACCACGUCGCUCAGUACGCCGGCAUCAUCGUGUGUAUUGGUGGCAUGGGAAUUCUGAUUGGCUCCGAUCACAUCACUGGCUCCAACGGUGGUACAGCGCAGAACCAACUCAAGGGCGACCUCUUCGCGCUUGCAGGCGCGACUUUCUACGGUGUAAGCAAUGUCUUCGAGGAGUUCCUCGUCAGCAAGAAACCCAUGUACGAAGUCAUCGGCCAGCUGGCAUUCUGGGGCAUGUUGAUCAACGGCACGCAAGCCGGCAUCUUCGACCGUGCAUCGUUCCGCACCGCUGUCUGGGACGGCGACGUUGGUGGCUACCUAGUCGGAUACACGCUCAUUCUCGCACUGUUCUACUCGCUUGCGCCAUUGAUGUUCCGUCUCUCAUCAGCCGCAUUCUUCAACAUUUCGCUGCUCACGGCAAACUUCUGGGGCGUGUGCAUUGGCAUCGAGGUGUUUGGGCUGAGCAUCCACUGGAUGUACCCGAUUGCCUUUGUUCUAAUCCUGCUAGGACUGUUUGUGUAUUUUAUGACUGAGAGCGUGCUGGGCGAGGCGAAGAAGCCGUGGCUGGGCGAGAACCAGGAGGACGGCGUGAGUGGGCUGGGCACGGCGAAGAGAAGGGUGGAGAACCCCGAGGUGCUUGUUUGAAGAAGCCUGUCAUCGUCCCGGUCAUGUUACCCAGGAACUGUGAACCGGCGUUUUGGCUUGGUGCUUGACAAUAAUGACUCUUGAUUGGAAUGAACAAUAAUUAGAACCGUUCACCUGGUGUGUUCUCGUCCGUCCACGUGGGGACAGGCGUACCCCUGCAUGACCGGCUCCGC